This is a messenger RNA of Didymosphaeria variabile, 1131 nucleotides long. RefSeq lists its product as uncharacterized. The record is from RefSeq and is a predicted model, not a curated record. Lineage: Eukaryota; Fungi; Ascomycota; Dothideomycetes; Pleosporales; Didymosphaeriaceae. Bases 1 to 1131 code for a protein of 376 amino acids. The transcript has 3 exons.
AUGAUCUAUGUUCCUGACGACGCAUCGCUUGGGUCCGGCAAGCAUUCUGAGCGCAUAAUCAUCAUGUUCGCACACAUCGGCUUGACCGCAGCCCUUCUAUGGAGCGUGGCUCAUGGCCUUCCCACCAAUGACCUCCCACUAUCAUCCUCUGUGGUCACGUCUCGAAUCAGCCCUUCCACGAGGCAAGCCCCCAAAUACUGGACCCCACCCAUGAAGUCCAACAUCCAGUUUAUCCUCACCGGCAUUCCCGACGUGGACGACAACUACAUCCGACCCAACACCGGCAUCUACGAGAUCGACAUGUUUUGGACGCCCGCGGAGACCAUCUCGAAGAUGAAAGAGCUAGGACAGCGCACAAUAUGCUACUUCAGUGCCGCGACAGCAGAAUCGUGGCGAUCAGACUACAAAGACUUCGACAAGAAUGACCUCGGCAAGGAACUGCCAGAUUGGCCGGGAGAAAGAUACCUAGACAUCAGACGGGACAACGUCCUCAAAGUGAUCAAAGCGAGAAUCGACCUCGCCGCAUCCAAGGGCUGCGAUGCCAUCGAACCGGACAACGUCGACGUCUACUCCAACGACAACGGCUUCUCUCCCACCAUCCUCCCCAGCGACACCGUCGCCUACCUCCACAAGAUCUCGGAAUACGCCCGCGCCAAAGGCAUGUCCGUCGGCAUAAAAAACUGCAUCGAGAUCCUAGGCGAAAUCUUCGACGACGUCGACUUCGCCAUCAGUGAAGAAUGCGUCCAAUACCUCAACUGCACCGUCUACUCCAACUUCACGACCGCCCCCCGCCCCAACACCAUCGCCAAGCCCGUUUUCGAGGUCGAAUACGUGAAUUACACAUACACAGGCGAAUGGUCGGAUGACGGCGUAGCACUAACCCCCUCUGCUAUGCGCACUAAGAAUGUAAACUUUCCAGGUCUGACGAACGAGAAGUUGAGGAGGAAGUUGUGUAAUUUGGAUGAGAAGGGGGUUACGCUGGAGAAGCCGUAUCUGGGGAUUAAUACGGUGAUUAAGACGCUCGCGUUGGAUGGGUUUGUGAUGUAUUGUGAUGGGAGUGUGGAGAAGACGAAUACGAAGGAUGUGGAGGGGCAGGCGGGGCCGAAGGCUGAGGGUUUGGGGUGGGGAUGA